This is a messenger RNA of Chinchilla lanigera (long-tailed chinchilla), 1307 nucleotides long. It is a transcript of the gene Mdh2, whose product is annotated as malate dehydrogenase 2, NAD (mitochondrial). Lineage: Eukaryota; Metazoa; Chordata; Mammalia; Rodentia; Chinchillidae. Bases 104 to 1120 code for a protein of 338 amino acids. Gene Ontology annotation, molecular function: L-malate dehydrogenase (NAD+) activity. The record is from RefSeq and is a predicted model, not a curated record. Gene Ontology annotation, cellular component: cytoplasm; mitochondrion. Gene Ontology annotation, biological process: malate metabolic process; tricarboxylic acid cycle. The transcript is spliced from 9 exons.
AGGAGGAUCGGCGCGGGGUAGCUGUGCGCAGUGUGGAGGUCGUUGGAGUCACUUAGUCGGCCAGCUCCUGCACCUGCGGCUCCGUUCCCAACCCUCUCUAAGCAUGCUGUCCGCCCUCGCCCGGCCCACCUGCGCCGCUCUUCGCCGCAGCUUCAGCACCUCGGCCCAGAACAAUGCUAAAGUAGCCGUGCUCGGAGCUUCUGGAGGAAUCGGGCAGCCCCUGUCACUCCUCCUCAAGAACAGCCCCUUAGUGAGCCGCCUGACCCUCUACGAUAUCGCGCACACACCUGGAGUGGCUGCGGACCUGAGCCACAUUGAGACCAGGGCCACUGUGAAAGGCUACCUCGGACCUGAGCAGCUACCAGACUGCCUAAAAGGCUGUGAUGUUGUGGUCAUUCCCGCUGGAGUCCCCAGAAAACCAGGCAUGACACGGGAUGACCUGUUCAAUACCAACGCCACGAUUGUGGCCACCUUGACUGCUGCCUGUGCCCAGCACUGCCCUGAAGCCAUGAUCUGCAUCAUUGCCAACCCGGUUAAUUCCACUAUCCCGAUCACAGCGGAAGUUUUCAAGAAGCACGGAGUGUACAACCCCAACAGGAUCUUCGGUGUGACAACCCUGGACAUUGUCAGAGCCAACACUUUUGUGGCUGAGCUGAAGGGAUUGGAUCCGGCUCGGGUCAACGUUCCUGUCAUUGGCGGCCAUGCUGGAAAGACCAUCAUCCCCCUGAUCUCUCAGUGCACCCCCAAAGUGGACUUUCCCCAAGACCAACUGGCAACGCUCAUCGGGCGGAUCCAGGAGGCCGGCACAGAGGUGGUAAAGGCCAAGGCCGGGGCAGGCUCUGCCACCCUGUCCAUGGCGUAUGCUGGCGCCCGCUUUGUCUUCUCCCUUGUGGAUGCGAUGAACGGGAAGGAGGGCGUUGUCGAGUGCUCCUUCGUUCAGUCAAAGGAGACAGAGUGCGCCUACUUCUCCACGCCCUUGCUGCUGGGGAAAAAAGGUCUGGAGAAGAACCUGGGCAUCGGCAAGGUCUCGCCCUUUGAGGAGAAGAUGAUCGCCGAAGCCAUUCCUGAGCUAAAAGCCUCCAUCAAGAAAGGGGAAGACUUCGUCAAGAACAUGAAAUGAGGCUUGGUCUGCAAACAGCCGGUUUGUUAAUUUAUUAAGGCAUCAUGUCACUGUGAAGCCAUUUCGGAGACCUUUGUACUUUAAUUUGCGUUAAUAAUGGCUAUCGUAUCAGCAUUAUUACCAUCCUCCCAACUCUGGCUGGUCUGUUGGCACAACAAUAAAAGCAGACUUCGAUUUUCUUUUUCAA